AUGCCAUUCAGGAAACACGAACGCAUAGCGGACAAGUCGUUCGAAGACAACACAGCCUCAACAUAUGCCGGCGGCAGUAGCAACGAGAGAGUCUCUAAUGAGAGGGUCUCGAAUGAAAGCGACAUCGAGGCUGGCGUUCAAGUCAAGCCUGCCGGAUCUCACCAGAAGCAGCCAACGGAUAGCAUCAGUGGACAUCAGAUCUUUUACAUCUUUGGUCUCGACGGUAUUGGAGCCGCAGUUCUCUCUGGGGGCAUAAAUUUUGCUAUCGCUUACGGCAUGUACUCAACUCAGAACAUCGCGCGCAAUCCCAUUCGCCUAUUUCAGUUGCCCAACACACUAGCUGGAGAUGCAGUAGUAACCAUGAUCAUCCAAACGACAAUGACGUGGUUCAUCGAACUUUUUCUCGCCAAUCGCGACAUGAAGAAUGGGAGCGUCAGCCCAAUAGGCUUCAUUGAAGAACCUUCGCAACCAUUCAUGCGGUGGUUCAUGAUGCUUAACCUAGAAGACACGAGACACACCAAAAGCAGACUCUCGGUGUUUGCUGAACAUCUGAUUCGGAUCGGCUUGAUUUUUGUUGUUUCAUUUUUCCUGCUCUGGCCAGCCUCUGUCGGAAUUCUGACUGUUAUCGGAACCCGGGGUUCAGGGAAUGAUUGGGACUGGUAUUUCCAAUCCAAGUGGGCACCCGAAGCCUUCAAAGGGAUCCUUGGGGGACUUCUCGGCCUUCUUACAACACCAGUCAUGGCUUCAUUCUGGCUUGUCAAGGAGGGUUGGAGCUUGAAGAGGGGAGGAAAUUUGUUGAGUUGA
This is a messenger RNA of Colletotrichum paranaense, 804 nucleotides long. RefSeq lists its product as uncharacterized. Lineage: Eukaryota; Fungi; Ascomycota; Sordariomycetes; Glomerellales; Glomerellaceae. The coding region runs from base 1 to 804 and encodes 267 amino acids. The transcript has 2 exons. The record is from RefSeq and is a predicted model, not a curated record.